UAGUAAGGUAAAUCAAUUAGAUUUUUAUGACAGUGUAGCAGUCUACUUAUAUAAAAUGUAUAUAAAUAUCAGCUGUCACUCUCUAUCUCCCAAUAAUAGAUGAUAUUUAAAUGCUUAGUUUUAUGAGCAAAGCUUUAGUUUUAAAUGUGGGGGCAAAACAUAAUGUAUUGCAAUACAAUCAUGAUUAAGAGAAACAAAUUAAUGUUUCUCAAACAGAAUUGAACAACAGGUUUGAUGAUGCUGAUAUUAGAGAUCUUAGACAUUAGUGUAUGAAAUAUGAUACACUAUGCUUUCUCAGUAACGUUACUUUGUACACGUCUGGCCAAAUGACAAGUCAUGUUAGAUAAACUCUGUAUAUUCUUUAUAGGUAAUAUACAUAAAUAUUAAAGUUUACAUGCAGAGCUUUUUGUUUAAAAUUAGUUACUAGAUGAAACAGCUGCAAUUAAAUGGUCUAUUAGAUAACCUACCGGUAACAUAAUUCAAGUAGAAUGAAAGACAUGGCAGAAACAAAACUGUGACUUACUUAUUUUAGAAUUUACACUUUAAUAUUAGAGCAUUGUAUCCCCAUUUACCCCUCCACGGGUUUACAUUUGGUGAAUCUGUCUCCCCCUCCUGUCUCUGUUUCUUUCCUCUAUUAUUUUCCACUCAGUUUCUCGUGGUUUAAAAUGGCGGCGUUGAGCAGCGCCGAGUCCCCACCGCCCGUCUUCAACGGAGACAGCAUGAACCGCGAUCCGGAGCGGGACCCGGGACUAGACGAGCUGGGCGCGGGGCUCGAAUCCGCCUGUCCCGGAGGAGCGGCAAACCCCGAAUGUCAACAGGACAUUCCCGAGGAGAUAUGGAACAUCAAACAGAUGAUUAAGUUAACGCAGGAGCACCUAGAAGCCCUUUUAGAUAAGUUUGGAGGAGAACACAAUCCGCCAUCUAUAUACCUGGAGGCCUAUGAGGAGUACACUAGUAAGCUGGAUGCAUUACAGCAACGGGAACAGCAGCUUUUGGAGGCCAUUGGAAACGGAACAGAGUUCUGCUCCUCGCCGACACCCACCCUGCUGGAUGUGAAGGGACCGGGUGCCCAAAGUGCUCCCAUUGCCCCAAACACCUUGGCUGUCCUGCAGACCCCCACUGACGCAACACGAGGGAAUCCCCGUUCCCCCCAGAAACCCAUCGUAAGGGUUUUCCUGCCCAACAAACAGAGGACGGUGGUUCCAGCUCGUUGUGGGAUGACUGUGAGAGACUCCUUAAAGAAGGCUCUGAUGAUGCGAGGCCUGAUCCCAGAAUGCUGUGCGGUCUACAGAGUUCAGGAUGGGGAGAAAAAGCCUAUUGGCUGGGACACAGACAUUUCCUGGUUGACGGGGGAGGAGCUCCAUGUUGAGGUUUUAGAGAAUGUGCCACUGACGACCCAUAAUUUUGUGCGAAAGACCUUCUUCACGCUGGCAUUCUGUGACUUUUGCCGGAAGUUGUUGUUUCAAGGCUUCCGCUGCCAGACGUGCGGCUACAAGUUCCACCAGCGCUGCAGCACAGAGGUCCCGCUCAUGUGUGUCAACUAUGAUCAGCUGGAUUUACUGCUGGCAUCAAAAUUUCUGGUGCACCACCCUAUUACCCAGGAGGAGGCGUCAUCAGAGGGCACGACACCCAUUUCAGAGAUGUGCCCCUCCCUCCCUCCAUCCGAGUCCACUGGGUCUCUGUGCCAUCCUACUGUGUCCCCGUCCAAAUCCAUCCCUAUCCCACAAACCUUCAGACCUGGAGAGGAGGACCACCGCAACCAGUUUGGCCAGAGGGAUCGCUCUUCCUCGGCCCCUAACGUCCAUAUCAACACCAUCGAGCCGGUCAACAUUGACGAUUUGAUCCGUGAUCAAGGCUUACCGAGGUCAGAUGGAGCCCCCUCGCAACACCCAGCCCGCUGCUUGAGGAAGAACCGAACACGGACCUCAAGCCCCCUUCUGUCCUCCCACCCCAAUGACAUUGUCUUUGAUUUUGAGCCUGAGCCAGUGUUCAGAGGCUCCACAACAGGCCUGUCGGCCACACCUCCUGCCUCCCUGCCUGGUUCCCUGCCCAAUGUGAAGGUGUCUAAAUCACCGUGCCAACCAAGGGAGCGGAAGCCAUCGUCUUCAUCUGAGGACCGCAAUAAAAUGAAAACUCUGGGUCGACGGGACUCGAGCGAUGAUUGGGAGAUCCCAGAAGGUCAGAUCACCCUAGGCCAGCGGAUAGGAUCUGGCUCCUUUGGAACAGUCUACAAGGGGAAGUGGCACGGUGAUGUGGCGGUAAAGAUGUUGAAUGUCACAGCCCCCACUCCACAGCAGCUACAGGCCUUUAAAAAUGAAGUGGGUGUCCUCAGGAAAACCCGCCAUGUGAAUAUCCUGCUCUUCAUGGGCUACACCACCAAACCCCAGCUGGCUAUAGUUACACAGUGGUGUGAAGGCUCGAGUCUCUACCAUCACCUGCACAUCAUCGAGACCAAGUUUGAGAUGAUCAAGCUGAUUGACAUUGCCCGUCAGACAGCCCAGGGCAUGGACUAUCUGCACGCCAAGUCCAUCAUCCAUAGAGAUCUGAAGAGUAACAAUAUCUUUUUGCAUGAGGAUCUAACGGUAAAGAUCGGUGAUUUCGGUCUGGCUACAGUGAAGUCCCGCUGGAGUGGCUCGCACCAGUUUGAGCAGCUUUCUGGCUCUAUCUUGUGGAUGGCUCCAGAGGUGAUCAGACUGCAGGAUAAAAACCCAUACAGUUUCCAGUCGGAUGUCUACGCGUUCGGCAUUGUGCUCUAUGAGCUCAUGUCAGGGGCUCUGCCUUAUUCCAACAUCAACAACAGAGACCAGAUUAUCUUUAUGGUUGGCCGGGGUUACCUUUCCCCUGACCUGAGCAAAGUGCGCAGUAAUUGCCCGAAGGCCAUGAAAAGACUUAUGGCAGAUUGUUUGAAGAAAAAGCGAGAAGAGAGACCUCUUUUCCCUCAGAUCCUGGCCUCCAUUGAGUUAUUGGCACGCUCUCUGCCCAAGAUCCACCGCAGCGCUUCUGAACCGUCCCUUAACCGCGCUGGCUUUCAGACGGAGGACUUCAGCCUGUACGCCUGCGCUUCCCCCAAGACGCCCAUUCAGGCUGGUGGCUAUGGUGAAUUCUCAGCGUUUAAAUAGUGCUGCAAAUCCUAAAACUCCAUCCCUUGUCAGUUUUUACGACGUCUUGUGUUCCUACGGUGGGUUCAUCCAUAACACAGAAAAGGACUAGUUUUCAAAGAAUGUGCUGUUUUUCUUCCUCUUUACCCGAAGAGCUACGGCCUCAAUGGAAUUGCUUUAAAAUAAAAAGAUCUCUGCAGGGUGUCAUUGCUGAAUUUACAAAAAUGUCAUAAACAUCACAUAGGACAACUCGAUAAUGCAGCGAACAAAAAAUGACUGACGCGAUAAACCGAUGCCUGGUCACUGGAAAGAAAAAGGCAUAGAUUGUGGAGGGGGAUAAAAAAAAUUUCCCCAAGAAGAAAGAUGAAUGGGGUUGGGAUGAAUGAUAUUGGAGCACAAGCCCCGCCUUCGCUCCGCCCCAGGAGGGGAAGAACACACAGCACUGUCCAAUCAGAAAACAGGGUCCAUAUUUGGACCAGUGGCAUGGAAUGACGGAAAAAUUGGCAUAAGAGCAAGGACGUCAAGUCGCAGUCGUGGAGAGGUGCUGGAUAUCAGGAGAUAACUUGAACGAUAUUUAGAAAUGUUUCUUUCUCUUGCAACGAGUUUGUUACGUAACAUUGCCUGUGGCUGGAGUUGCUAAUAAUACCUUUUUUUUUCUUUUUCUUUUUUCCCAGGGUCAUAUGUUGUAGAUAAACAGACCCUUGUAUUUAUUUUUUAUUUUUUUUACAGGCAGUUUGUGAGCAGGGGUAAAUGAAGCAACCAUUGAAAAGACCUCUUCUUUUUUUUUUUUUUUAAAUAUAUUCUUUGCUUUUAAUUUUUCGUCAAGGCAAACUCUAGUAUCUUUAAUUUUACAUUUCACAUCCCCAUGAAUGCCCCACACAAAGGAUUGGCACAAAUUCCAUCAGACAUUUCCGAGGUGGGCAAAAUCAAAGUGGAUUCUAGAGAAUGUGAUUCAGUUUUAUUUUAUUUUGCCGACUUAUAGUAGCUGACGUCAUGUUUCGGAAUAAGUCAAAGGUCAUAUUUGAAGUUUCUUGUAGAAAAAACCCACUGUAUAAAGCAAACAUGAAGCCUUGCUAUGGAGUUCAGAUGUGGGCGUAUUUCAGAUGUAUUUCUGUACUUUUCACUACAACUUUAUGCUUAAACUGUUGUUAUUAGAAGCCAUUCCUUUGAGGCCAUAACGGUUAGCUGAUGGUUUUUUUUUUUUUUUUUUUUGAAAUUUGGUCCAUCCACAAGUCAUGUGAUUCUUUGGACCUGGCACCGCUGGAUUCAUUCCGAUAUGUUUGUUCACGGGUCAUAGCUUUUUUUUUUUUUUUUUAAGUUUUCAUAUAGUUUUUCUUGUGUUAUAGACAGGCAGGCCUGCAAAGUUACAUUAAUUUAUAUUGCUUUAAUUUUAUUACUUUUUGUUCAGUGAUGUUUCAAACUCUU
Messenger RNA from Megalobrama amblycephala (Wuchang bream), 4523 nucleotides. It is a transcript of the gene braf, whose product is annotated as B-Raf proto-oncogene, serine/threonine kinase. The transcript has 20 exons. Gene Ontology annotation, biological process: signal transduction; protein phosphorylation. The record is from RefSeq and is a predicted model, not a curated record. Gene Ontology annotation, cellular component: cytosol; mitochondrion; plasma membrane. Lineage: Eukaryota; Metazoa; Chordata; Actinopteri; Cypriniformes; Xenocyprididae. The coding region runs from base 666 to 3119 and encodes 817 amino acids. Gene Ontology annotation, molecular function: ATP binding; protein kinase activity.